Messenger RNA from Morus notabilis, 2028 nucleotides. RefSeq names its product pentatricopeptide repeat-containing protein At2g42920, chloroplastic. The record is from RefSeq and is a predicted model, not a curated record. Gene Ontology annotation, biological process: RNA modification. NCBI's taxonomy places the organism in Eukaryota, Viridiplantae, Streptophyta, Magnoliopsida, Rosales, Moraceae. The coding region runs from base 34 to 1626 and encodes 530 amino acids. Gene Ontology annotation, molecular function: protein binding; RNA binding. The transcript has a single exon.
AGAAAACACAGAAAGAAAGAAGGACGAGGAAAAAUGACACCAUUUUGUUGCUCACAAACAUUCACUCCCUCACCUUCACCAACCUCCAUAGCCAAAUUCAUCUCGGACCAACCCCACCUCUCAAUGCUAGAAAAGCGAUGCGCCACCAUGUCAGACCUCCGAAAGAUCCACGCCCAUCUCAUCAAAACCGGCCUAAUCAGUCACACCAUUGCCUCUAGCCGUCUUCUCGCCUUCUGUGCCUCCCCAGCCGGGAACAUCAACUACGCUCUCAUGGUUUUCUCUCAAAUCCAAAACCCAAAUCUCUUCAUUUGGAACACCAUCAUUAGAGGCUUCUCUCGAAGCUCGACCCCUCAAACUGCCAUUUUUCUCUUCAUUGACAUGUUGGUUGGUUCACCACUUGAGCCUCAAAGAUUGACUUACCCUUCUGUUUUUAAGGCUUAUGCUCAACUUGGGUUGGCCUGUUUUGGAGCUCAGCUUCAUGGGAGGGUUAUAAAGUUGGGACUUGAUUGUGAUCGCUUUGUGAGAAAUACCAUUAUACAUAUGUAUAUAAAUUGCGGGUUUUUGAGUGAAGCACGCCAACUGUUUGAUGAAAGUUCUGAAUUGGAUUUGGUCGCGUGGAAUUCGAUGAUAAUGGGGCUUUCGAAAUGUGGUGAAGUUGGUGAGUCUAGGAGGUUGUUUGAUAGGAUGCCAUUGAGGAAUUCUGUUUCUUGGAAUUCUAUGAUUAGUGGGUAUGUUAGGAAUGGUAAGUGUGUGGAGGCGUUGGAGCUUUUCGGAAAAAUGCAAGGGGAGGGGAUCAAGGCUAGCGAAUUUACGAUGGUAAGCUUGUUGAACGCUUCAGGGCGGUUAGGAGCGAUUCGGCAAGGAGAGUGGAUUCAUGAGUACAUAACAAAAAAUGGUAUUGAAUUGAAUGUCAUAGUUGUUACAGCAAUUAUAGAUAUGUACUGCAAAUGUGGAAGUGUUAAUAAAGCUCUUAGUGUGUUCAAGACAGCUCCGAAAUUGGGGCUUUCUUGUUGGAACUCCAUGGUCAUGGGUCUGGCAAUGAACGGUUGUGAGGAAGAAGCACUUGAACUGUUCUCAAGACUCGAGUCCUCGAUUGAUCUUCGACCGGAUGGUGUCAGUUUUCUUGCUGUCCUCACGGCUUGUAAUCAUUCUGGCAUGGUAGAUAAAGCCAGAGACUAUUUCUCUUUAAUGAGAGGGAAAUAUAACAUUGAACCGUCAACAAGGCACUAUAGUUGCAUGGUGGAUGUUUUAGGGAAAGCUGGACAUCUUGAAGAAGCAGAAAAACUAAUUUUGAGUAUGCCAAUAAAUCCGGAUGCCAUUAUUUGGGGAUCACUGCUCUCAGCUUGUAGGAAGCAUGGAAACAUUGAGAUGGCUCAACGUGCAUUGGAACGUGUAAUUGAAUUGGACCCAAGUGAGAGCAGUGCUUACGUGCUUAUGUCAAAUGUUUACGGGAGCUCCAGUCACUACGAUGAAGCUGUUAAGCAAAGAAUCAACAUGAAAGAGAAGAGGAUAGAAAAGGAACCAGGAUGUAGUCUUAUUGAAGUAGAUGGAGAAGUUCAUGAGUUUGUAGCUUUUGGAAGGACACAUCCUAGGGCCAAAGAGAUAUACUCACUAUUGAGUGAGUAAAAAAUACAAUUCCGAGAGACAAACGAGCCUGGUUGUGACAAACAGAAAUGAGCCUUAUUGGGAAAAAUACUCUUUCCGUAGUGUUGUAGAGAACCUGCUAGAUGUCUCAAAGAGACCUAUGGUUGGCCAACUAUCCGUCUUUGAAGAGACCGGAGCCCGUAACCGUGUUGGGUAUCGUCUGUUUUAACCCCCUCUUUACUAAAACUUUGGUUUGGGGUUGGCCAAAACUUUGGCGUGAAUAUUUCUUAACAUAUAAAAUCAAAGUUUCACCUUCUGGGGUUCAUCAGUUCAUUAUUCAUGAAAAUACUUGGAUAUAGCUUGUUGGAGUAUUGAUUGCAGGAACUCAACUUAGAGACCCAGAACUACGUUUGGACAAGUCCGAGCAUGCAUAAAAAUCUCUCU